Messenger RNA from Actinia tenebrosa (Australian red waratah sea anemone), 2741 nucleotides. RefSeq lists its product as uncharacterized. Lineage: Eukaryota; Metazoa; Cnidaria; Anthozoa; Actiniaria; Actiniidae. The record is from RefSeq and is a predicted model, not a curated record.
AUUUCGAAUGCCGAAAACUCUUUUCAUUUUCGAGUCAUACAACUUAUCAUCUCCGUAUUGUGUUUAAGCGCUCUACUGUCGCUUUCAGAGCUGUUUGGAUUCUAUCCACUAAACCGACAACACAAGUCUGUAACCCGCUCUGUCAUCAACUGAGAGUUCUUAAAAAAAACGCCUAGAAAACGCAGCCCAAGUCAACAACGACAUCUGCCAUUUGCAGCAACUGUUGACUGAGACUGUUGUAUCUCCUGAAGUGAACUCGUUUCUCGAUAAACAAUGGAUUAUGAAAUGAUAUUUGGAUGUCUCGUCUUUCUUGUCCUUUCGCUACAACCUGGAUUUGCUAAUACUUCAAGCGCUAAACUUACUACUGAUACAGUAACACUUUCUUCUAUUACACCUGCGGCCACGACUAAGGAUACAAAGUUCACUACCUCAAAAAGUUCAUCCACUACUGAAAGUACGUAUCUUCCAUCUACUAUUGGCACAAUAACACCCUCCUCAACAGCUGCGUUUACUACCACUGAAACUUCCGCUUCUAUAACAUUCAAACCAACCACAACUAAAUCUUUCACUGGUACAAUAACAACCACUACUGAACCGCUGACCGAGACUCCAUCUACGACUGAGCCUGUAUCCACAACGAAGCCAACUCCUACAACUGAGGAUACCACAAAGACUCCUUCGAGAGUUUUCUCAGUAAUCGCUUCGAUUGGUUGUGAAUGGAACGAGAAGUAUGCUUUCCGGUACACAGAAGAAUGCAAAAACUUCACGAAGCAACUAGAAGAUGUCUUAARAAAAGAACUCGAAAACCUGGAAGGUUUCAUCGCAGUUUUUAUUCUAAGGAUCUUCAAAGGAAGCGUCCAGUUUGAGUUCGAAGUCUACUUUGAUCAAACCUCUUCUGUUGAUGAGGAAUCUUUGAGCACUAAAAUCAAUCUUAUAAAGGCUACGGACUUGGGAGAGAUAAAGGUCAUAAAGGUGAAGAAUGAUGAACGCAGUGAUACGAGGGCGUCGCAGGGCACGUCUGAGCCGUUUCUGCAACUCUGGAUGAUUGUUGUCAUAGCAGCUGGAGGCGUCAUUUUGAUUUACACCAUCAUUUUGAUAGUAUUAAUGGUUAAGAUAAACAAGAUGAAGAGAUCAUCAAGGUCAAGGUCUUUGUCUCACAUUGGUGAGGAAGAUGUGAGCUUUUUCAACAUGAAAUUGGUGGAUAACCAUCAGGGUGGAGCUGAUACAAAUGAUCCAUUUAGCUGGAGGAAAACCUCAACAGGCAACAGGGCAGAGCUUCAGGCAAGCAGUGUCACCAAAAUCGUUGAUGACGAAAGCCCAAACAACGAGAAUCACUCUCCCGCCAUUAAAUUACCAUCAGGUUUAGAAACGAGUGACAGCAUUGGCGAAGCGAAGGAAAAGGAAAAUGAAAAUGCUGCACAAUCUUCUGAUGGCGAUGCUGAUGAUGAAGAGGACGACGAUAAGAAGAAGAAGAAUGAAGAGUCAACACCUGAUGGGCUCGACAAACUUGUCGUAGAGGAAGAACCUAAUGUAUCUCCAUUUUACUAAGGAUGUAUUAUUAAGGAGGACGUGUGAUAUAACUUUUUUCUUAAGUUUGAAUCUCCCUUUUAUUGAGGCGGAUUGUCCGGUGCUCCGGUGCUCCGGUGCUUACCUAUAACAGAUAGAUAAUCCACCAAGACAUAAUAUUUUUCUUUUACAGAUCACGUUUCAUUCUCUUGAGGAGAGGAUUCUUUGUUUGAGUUGUAUACUUAUUCAUGUGUUUUUUUCAUGCACAACUGUAAAACAAAGAAAUUAUGCUAUGACACGUGGUCUGAAAUGGGAAAAAGGUGGAUUAAGGUCUAUUAGAGAAUGCCAUAUCUGUAGAGACGAAUUUUAUAGAAGCAAGCUAAGGAAAUAAUGUGGAGAAAUAGUGAUCAUUGUUAACCUAUAUGCUUGCUCUAAAAUUAACAAAUACACCCGCAGCCCGAAUGAAGAAAUAGAAAACGCGCGCCCGUGCAAUGUGUGCAGUUAUAAAGCACGCAGAGGUUGGCAGAACACGAGAGAAGUGUUAGGAGAAGCACGACGUGUAGUUGAGUGCUUCUCGAAACUUCUCUAGUGUUCUGCCAAUCCCCAAGUGCCUUAUAACUUCACACAGCAUGCGCGCGCACUUUUUUAAAUUUAUUUUAUAAAACACAAAUUACAAUAACCGUUAUUUUAGAUAGGGAUGACGCAACUGAAAGUGCGCUUGCUUGCUGUGUGCUCUCGUAAAGCACGCGCUCACAACCAAUCAGAACGCGAGAACGCUGAAAGUGCGCGCUGAUAGACCACUAGUAGCGCAUCAGCCAAUCAGAGCGCAGAAUCUGAAAUAGACCAAUAGUAGCUCAGCCAAUCAGAGUGCAGAAUCUGAAAUAGACCACUAGUAGGUCUAUACUAAGUGGUAAUAGAAUAUUUUCGAAUUUGUACAAUUGGUGGGUUGCAAGCAUUCCCAAGAGAGUCAAAAGACAAAAACAUGGCGGCCAUUGUGGUGCCGUUAACAAUGGAUGCUAAUGAGAAAUCUUUUGUUAAAUGGCACCAACAUUGCCGCGAUGACGUAAUGUGCAAUCGAAGAAUACCUCGGGUGUUUCUUGAUUACAGACUCAUUUAAUUAUGGAACUAGCUAAAUAAUGAAACAUUUCUACUUGAUUUUCUUUGUUUUUUAUGUUAUGAGGAUUUAUAUUUCUAAUAUAGUCUUAAUGAUGUUUUAAUAUAUGUGAUCGUAUUCA